Messenger RNA from Jatropha curcas, 4690 nucleotides. Its product is annotated as CHY-type/CTCHY-type/RING-type Zinc finger protein. Lineage: Eukaryota; Viridiplantae; Streptophyta; Magnoliopsida; Malpighiales; Euphorbiaceae. Gene Ontology annotation, molecular function: zinc ion binding; ubiquitin protein ligase activity. Gene Ontology annotation, cellular component: nucleus. The record is from RefSeq and is a predicted model, not a curated record. Gene Ontology annotation, biological process: protein ubiquitination; ubiquitin-dependent protein catabolic process.
UUAAACAGCUAAUUUUCGAAGUCUCUCGAAAUUAAAAUACCACUGGAAGCAUUCUAAAGCAGCUCUGUUAUAUAACUCAGACGCCCGUUUAUAGCUUUCUGUCACUCAUCGUCGCUUUACAAGCAAAAAUAUAAACGCAGAAAGCAGUUUUCAAUCGGAGCUCCGGCGGAUCAUAUUAAAUAGGACCUUACCGUUUAAUACUUCCAAGUUCUGAUCGGCGACCUUAUCAUCUUCUCGUCUCUCCAAAUAGAUUGAAAGUUCGUUAUUCUGUAAAAGAAUUCCUGUGUUAUAUAUCUUCGUAAUCUGUUUUGAUCCUCUCUCCUGUGUUUCUGCUGUUGUUUGUAUGGUAAUGUAUUGAGUAAAUGCUAGAUAUUUUAGUUUUUUAUUUUUUUAUUUUUUUGUUAAAUUUCUGUUUGGCUGUUUUUGUAUGAAUUAUGAUGGUGGUGCUGCUUUCUUGAUCGUUUUGCUUAGGUCUGUGUCCUUUUCGGGAGACAAGGGGAUGAGAAGGAAAAUGUGACAUUCUUUGCGUGGUUCCUGAGUAAACCAAAAUUUGGAUGAGUUUUGGAGAAAUUUUUUUUCUGAGUUUUGGCUGUCUUAGGAACUACACAUGGAAAUUUGAGUUUUUCAAUCACUUUUCCUUCUCUCUUUUUGGCUGUCUUAAGUAACUUCGGUGCACUGAGUUCAAAUUUUAUCUUUUAUUUUUUUAUUAUCAUUUUUUUAAUUUGUCGAUUUGGCAGUGUUUUUUAUUGUCACUUUGAUUGUUGCUUGAGUAGGAAUUGUUGUGGAAUUAAUAGAUAUUAGGAUCAGUUAAUUAGGAGCUGUUUGGGCGCAAAAUUUGGUUUGAGGGUGCUUGAUAUUUAUAAUUGCGUGUUUUGUUAAUAUCAUUUGUGUUUGAUCCUGUUGGUGAAUGAGAUCGAUGCUUGUUGGUGUUUUCCGUGUUAGAAGAUUGCGUCUAUUUUCUGCUUCGUAAAGAUUGUAGUUUUAGCUCCUUCGUAAAUAUUCCUUGUAUUCUGCUGUCUUUAUUGGGGAGAAGAAAAGCGCAAACUAUAUUUUGGAUUUAACAUAUCUUUGAAAACAAUUAGAAAAAAAAAAAACGCAUCUUUUUGCCUAUCUAUCUGUAUCUCCCCAUGUAGUAAUCCCUACUGUGUGUUUUGUCCAAGUUAUAGGUGAUGCAAAUACAAAACAGCUGAAAAAGGAAACGGAUCGGUAAUUUAACCGGGAAAAAAGUUUUGGAUAUUUAAAUUUGAUGCUGGCUUCUUUAAUCUGCUAUAUUAAGUUAGGAUUCGGAAUUUAACGCUAGCAGAUAUACGCUAGGUAUUGUAGUUUAUGAAGGGAGUUGCUUUGAUCGUAGAAAUCGUCUGAGAUUUUAUCAAAUUAAUUGGAUAAGUUUGGCUUUGUGGACAGUUCUCUCUUUUCUUGUCUGUCAUUGAAACCUGACUGAAGGAGAAAAAAAAAAAAAAACUAUCAAAGACCUAAUUGGAGGGACAUGGCUCCAAGCAACCCUUGUCUUGUAAUAGGACUCUUAUUUUCUUGAAGUUACUUUUAGUGUUGUGGAUGAGGUUGACUCUGUUUAUAAGAUGCUUAAUGAGAUCCACAAGUUUAAAGGAAAGUGGGACCAGAAUGCAGAUUCCUUUUUCUAACUUGUUAGUCGAUGCAGGGGGAGCUUCUGUUUAGGGAUUCUCCAUGAAGGGUAAAUGCAUUUAAUUUUGUUGAUUUCGAUUAUACACAUCAUCAGUUGCAGGUAUUCUGGAAGUUCAAGGCGGAUAGAGUGCCUAUAUAGAGAGUUAGGAGGCCUUUGCAUGACAGUUUUCUGCAUGGAUAUACUUUCCUAACCGGUUUGGGAAUGUCAACACCAGGAAGUACACGAGUUUUAUUCUCAUAUUUGAGACUAUAAAGUGGUACUGUAUUGAGGCAAAGGAUUAAAACAUGCAGAACAUAUGACAAUGAUCUACCCGCUCUUUAAUAACAUUACUUAAGUUUUUGCCUGGCCUCAUGUCUAGUUUCCUCCAUCAGCCACUUCACUCUCUACCUGUCCUUUUAUUACUGGAGUUAUCUGAAUAAAGUGUUUGCUUACUAAUGCCAUCUAACCGUUGAUGAAAGCUGACACAAGGCAUUAAUAUUCCCCUUGGUUCCUAUUACGAUACUUUUCCAAAUUCACAAAAUCACAUCCUUCUUAGUAGAGACGGAGAUUUACUCUAAUAAUUUGGGGAAGUUUUUAGUUGAAGAAGCAAGAUCUCUUUCCUGCAUGUACAAUGGGGCCAUGAACCUUCUAGUUGUAUGAAACUCUGAUUUUUAGGUAACAAAAGAACCAGCUGAGACUCAAAUAAGCUUUACCUGAAACAAUGGUGGUUUUGGUAAGUUCAGUUUUCGAAGGAGACUUGGUUCAGAGUUGUCAAUCGAGGUUGGGGCCUCUAAAUGGUCAUGUCCAGAAUAAUUGGACUUUGGUUCCGGGCUUCUUCAAGGAAUCAAGUGAUAAUGCAAUUCUAGUUUUACUAUUCAAAGCUGAAGGCUCUGGAGUUCCUAAACUACUGCAUUAAUAGUUAUUAUAUGGGAUUCAUGUAAAUCUACUUGUUUGAUGAUUCUUCUGUUGGAGUAUUGCUGAUUGGACUUUGCAGCUGUUCAGCGUUACUUGGAUUAUGUUGUUGCUGAUUUCAAUUGAUUGGCAGCAGUCUAGAAGAAAGCAGCAAACGCAUGGGAUGUUUGCAUGGCUUGAUCCGGUGACUAAAGAUACCUUUCAAAAUUUGGAAUUUUUCCUAAAUAUAUUCCUACAUGCAGGUGUUCUAGGUGUUAUUAGAAGACAGUAUCCAAUGGGAGAAGUAGAAAUCGAGAAUUUUGAGUCUCAACAAAUGGUGCCUAAAGCUUUUCAGCAUGGGCCAUCUGGAGACAACAGAAUGGAUUCUAUGGGUUCACAUUCACAGCAGUUGAAUGCACAGUGCACAGCUACAAAAGAAUCAAGUGAUAUGAAGACCUUGGAAAUAUUGGAUAAAGGAUGUAUGAAAUAUGGAUGCCAACAUUAUCGCCGAAGGUGCCGCAUUAGAGCACCUUGUUGUAAUGAGAUCUUUGAUUGCCGUCAUUGUCAUAAUGAGGCAAAGAACAAUAUAAAUGUUGACCAGAAGCUUAGGCAUGACUUGCCACGCCGUGAAGUUAGACAGGUGAUAUGUUCACUUUGUGGCACUGAACAACAGGUUCAACAAUUUUGCGUUAAUUGUGGGGUAUGUAUGGGGAGGUACUUCUGUGAGACAUGCAAGCUGUUAGAUGAUGAUACAAGUAAGAAACAAUAUCACUGUGAUGGCUGUGGGAUCUGCAGAAUUGGAGGGCGUGAAAAUUUCUUCCAUUGUUACAAGUGUGGUUGCUGCUACUCAAUUCUUCUGAAGAACAGCCAUCCGUGUGUAGAGGGAGCAAUGCACCAUGACUGUCCUGUCUGUUUUGAGUUUUUAUUUGAGUCAAGAUAUGAUGUAACUGUCUUGCCAUGUGGACACACAAUUCACCAGAAGUGCUUGAAGGAGAUGAGAGAACACUACCAAUAUGCUUGCCCUCUCUGUUCCAAGUCGGUUUGUGAUAUGUCCAAGGUGUGGGAGAAAUUUGAUAUCGAAAUUGCUGCUACCCCAAUGCCAGAACCUUUUCAAAAUAAAAUGGUUUGGAUACUUUGUAAUGAUUGUGGAAAGACCUCACAAGUGCAAUAUCAUAUUGUAGCUCAGAAAUGCUUGAAUUGCAAGUCGUACAACACUCGUCAAACAAAAGGCUGAGCUGGCAGACAAUAAAGACUAUGGAAAAUUAUGGUUAAAACUGAAGAUAACUUCAGCACAUGAUGCAUAAUCGUUUUGGGGGUAUUAGUCGAACGCCGAAGAUAUCCAGACAUAUGCAAAAGUGUGAUCCUGUUCUGCGUUGUGUUAUGUCUCUGGGAUUAAGGCUUGUGUGUUCUUCCCUUUUUUCCCUUAUUCCUACUUGUCAUUCGUUUCCUUUGUUCAUCAAGUACGCACCACGCCACCACAGUCCAGCAUUCCUAUUUAAGUAGUUACCAAUUGCCUUUUGUUUUUCCUUUGUUAGUCCAUGUGUUCCGUUCGUUUGAUGUUUACUUUCAGAGGUCAAUCAUUGUGUCAAGUUGGAGGUGUGUUGCUAUAAUAUGGGCAUAGUGCAGAUGAGUGAAUGGAGUGCGUGGAAAAAAAUCUCUCUUUUUGUCUUAUUGAGUUGUAAUAGCUUGCAUGUCCAUUCUGUGGAAAGGUUUUCUUCUGUAUGUGAGGUCUUCCCAACCAGUCUUACGAAGUGGAUCUCUCGGGUUGUCUUGUGCGGUAUUCACCAUGCUAUGAUCCAUAUGAGGGUAGUCAGGGUGUUGUGGUUGGUUCUGGUGGGCAAUUGUUUGGUGGUCGCUCCAAUGGCUCUCAUGUGUUAAGGAUGAAAGCUGGAAGGGAGAUUGGUUUUUGUACCCUCUUAAAUGUAUUAUGUAAAUAAAAUUUCUUCAUCUUGAAAUUUUUUUCUCUUAACUAUGUGGAGGCAAAAAAAUGACUUCUGGUUUUGUGCGGGUUACAUGAACAGUUACAGGAACAAUUUUAUGAGUAUGAAAAAUUAUCGAAGAAAGGAAAAGAAAUGCGCAGCGGAUGCUUUUUUAUUCUUUUGUAUACUUAGCAUGUUAUUCACAUGCUACUUUCUAGCGAUAUUUUGAGAAUCUAAUAAAAGUAUUUUGAAAAGCUAA